Molecule: messenger RNA, 260 nt
Organism: Rotaria sp. Silwood2
Lineage: Eukaryota; Metazoa; Rotifera; Eurotatoria; Philodinida; Philodinidae
Source: the annotation of a GenBank genome assembly
CCAAAGGUGGUUCAGCAUCAAUUAAUGUUGAUUAUAUACAUGUAAAUGCAUUACUUUGUACACUUGAAAAUAUUUUUAUUGAUGCUAUAUGGGCUAUUGAAAGUAUUGAAAUGAAAAAAAAACGUGAAGUUUUACAUGCAUUAAAUAAAUUUUUUUGGAUACAAAAUGAUUUUUUUACAAUGCAAUAUGGAAUAUCAUUAAAAGAUAAACAAGUAUCUCUUGUACCGAAAAUUAAUUUUUCGAGUUGUUUUUUUCGUUAA